This is a messenger RNA of Diceros bicornis minor, 4934 nucleotides long. RefSeq names its product matrix metallopeptidase 28 (gene MMP28). The record is from RefSeq and is a predicted model, not a curated record. Gene Ontology annotation, biological process: proteolysis; collagen catabolic process; extracellular matrix organization. Gene Ontology annotation, molecular function: metalloendopeptidase activity; zinc ion binding. NCBI's taxonomy places the organism in Eukaryota, Metazoa, Chordata, Mammalia, Perissodactyla, Rhinocerotidae. Gene Ontology annotation, cellular component: extracellular matrix. The transcript has 8 exons. Bases 193 to 1755 code for a protein of 520 amino acids.
GAAGCGCCGCGGAGGAGCGGCCCAGCGCGCAGAGCCCGGGCGCUGGCGAGCGCCCGCGACCUUCCCCUCCGCAUCGGCGCAGCGCCGAGCUGGCGCAUCCGCCGGGCCCCGGGCACGGCUGACCGCCGGCGGGCUCCCCCGCGCGCCGCAGCUCCCCACGCCCCCGCGCCCCGCGGCAGGGGCUGCGGCGAGAUGGCCGCGCGUGUCGGCCUCCUGCUGCGCGCCCUGCAGCUGCUGCUGUGGGGCAGCCUGGACGCCCAGCUGGCGGAGCGCAUAGGCCAGGAGCUGCACAGGGAGGCAGAGGCAUUCCUGGAGAAGUAUGGAUAUCUCAAUGAACAGGUCUCCAAAGCUCCCACCUCCAGGCAAUUCAGCAAUGCCAUCAGGGAGUUCCAGUGGGUGUCCCAGCUGCCGGUCAGUGGCGUGCUGGACCCCGCCACCCUGCGCCAGAUGACGCGGCCCCGAUGUGGGGUUGCAGAUACUGACAGUCAGGCGGCCUGGACCGAGAGGGUCAGUGCUCUGUUUGCUGGACACCGGGCCAAAAUGAGGCGUAAGAAACGCUUUGCAAAGCAAGGCAACAAGUGGUACAAGCAGCACCUCUCCUACCGCCUGGUAAACUGGCCCCAGCACCUGCCAGAGUCGGCCGUCCGGGGGGCUGUGCGCGCCGCCUUCCAGCUGUGGAGCAACGUCUCGGCGCUGGAGUUCUGGGAGGCCCCAGCCACAGGCCCUGCUGACAUCCGCCUCACCUUCUUCCAAGGGGACCACAAUGACGGGCUGGGCAACGCCUUCGAUGGCCCAGGGGGCGCCCUGGCGCACGCCUUCCUGCCCCGCCGCGGCGAAGCGCACUUCGACCGAGACGAGCGCUGGUCGCUGAGCCGCCGCCGCGGGCGCAACCUGUUCGUGGUGCUGGCGCACGAGAUCGGCCACACGCUCGGCCUGACCCACUCGCCCGCGCCGCGCGCGCUCAUGGCGCCCUACUACAAGAGGCUGGGCCGCGACGCGCUGCUCAGCUGGGACGACGUGCUGGCUGUGCAGAGCCUGUAUGGGAAGCCCCAGGGGGGCUCAGUGGCCAUCCAGCUCCCAGGAAAGCUGUUCACUGACUUUGAGGCCUGGGACCCCCACAGACCCCAGGGAAGGCGACCUGAAACCCAGGGUCCUAAAUAUUGCCACUCAUCCUUCGAUGCCAUCACUGUAGACGGGCAGCAGCGACUGUACAUUUUUCAAGGGAGCCACUUCUGGGAGGUGACAGCUGAUGGCAAUGUCUCGGAGCCCCACCCACUACAGGAAAGGUGGCCUGGGCUGCCCCCCCACGUUGAGGCAGCAGCAGUGUCACUGGAGGAUGGAGACUUCUACUUCUUCAAAGGGAGUCGAUGCUGGAGGUUCCAGGGCCCCAAGCCAGUGUGGGCUUCGCCACAGCUGUGCCGGGCAGGCGGCCUGCCCCGACACCCCGACGCGGCUCUCUUUUUCCCUCCUCUGAGCCGCCUCGUCCUCUUCAAGGGUGCCCGCUACUAUGUGCUGGCCCGAGGGGGGCUGCAGGUGGAGCCCUACUACCCCCGAGGCCUGCGGGACUGGGGUGGUGUCCCUGAGGAGGUCAGUGGCGCCCUGCCCCGGCCCGACGGCUCCAUCAUCUUCUUCAGAGAUGACCGCUACUGGCGCAUCGACCAGGCUAAACUGCAGGCCACCGCCUCGGGCCCCUGGGCCACAGAGCUGCCCUGGAUGGGCUGCUGGCACGCCAACUCAGGGGGCGCCCUGUUCUGAAGGCACCCCCACCUCUUAGUGAACUGUUGGUACCCUCCUGGCCCACUUGUGUCCCCUGCCCCAGGGGCAGAAGCUGUCUUGGAAGCUCUGAGCCUCCCUGCAGAAGACCCGGCAGGGAAGUUUGUCUGCAUUUGUUCCCUGGGGAAUGUGGCGUUGUCUUUGUGCUGUCCCCACCACAAGGAGGUGGGGCUGGGAUCAAUCCAAGGAGAAACCAAAAAGGGUCUCAGACCCCAUGGCCCUUUCCCCAAGGACUCUUUUCUCCUCAAGCUUGGGGGAUUUUGUUUCUUCUGCUAAAGGUGCAGUUCUGUCUAUAAGGCAGCAGCACUGGGCAACCAGGGAGGAUGCAAAACUCAACAGAGAGGUUGGGACCAUUUUGCAAGACUGUCCCCUUCCCCUCAAGACCUCUUGGUUGAGUCCUUGGAGAACUGUGCCUUAUUUAAUCAGAGGCCCCACCCCCAGGAAGCCUGCAUGGGUUGGGUUCAAGGGUCACCAACCUCAGAGGCCCUGAGGGGGGUCAGGACCCAGAGCAAGAGGGAGACUGAUGCAGGCAGGCUUGCUGGGCCCUGGCUUUUUGUGGGGGGCUGGAAUAAAGAGGUGCCCCCAGCUGGAGCGCCUGGAGGUGCAAACCAGCCAUCCUUGGAAUGGUUUCCAGGGAGAGCAGGUGGGCAGGAUGCUGAGGAGGCUGAGACCAUGCCCUUCCAUCCAAGCCAGGGCCAGGGCUGUGUGUGUGUGUGUGUGUGUGUGUGUGUGUGUGUGUGUCGUUGUGAUGGGGAGAGGGGCCUGCUUCUCCUCAGAAAACAAAAUAUCCUUGCUUCCCCUCACCCCCCAGGCCAGAUGGAGAACCACAUGUGGCAGGGAGAGGACAGGGGCCUCUCUGGAGGUCUGCACUGCUGCAGGGCUGGGGGCUCUGCAGGCUGGGGGAGGCCCUGUGCUCACAAUGGCCUCAUUCUCCAGGCCACACACGCAGCAUUCCAGGAGCUCCUGCUGGCUGGCCAAGAAUAGCUGGGAUUCCUGGAGAAGGAACCAGCUCCCCAGCCUCCCUGUCUUCUGCCUCAGCCAGUCUCAGCAUUUUAGCAUCUGGUUCUCCGGUCCAGCCGCCCUCCACACCAGCCAGUACCUCAUCUGCACACACAUUGACCUCAGCAAGACCAGGCUUCCAGGGGGAGAGGAGAAUGGCCUGGCAAGGUUCAGCCCUCUGCUCCCACGGGCAUUCCUGGCCCUGUGCCUCCAUUUUCUUCUCUGCGCAGUGGGGAGAAUGGCCUUUGACUGCCCUUGGAUGCAAGUGCUUUGUACUGCCCGGUCCGUGGGGGGGGGGGGGCGGAGGGAAGAGGCUCUAGCCCUGCCCUUUUUCCCUCUGGCUUGAACCUCAGGGAAGGGGAAGAAGGUCUGUCUUCAUUACCCUCCCCAGAGCCAGAGGAGCCGCCUCUCCCCACCUCAAGGCACCGACACUUGGAUUAGAGGCUUUAUUGAAUGAUUUGAGGGAAAGGGGCAGGUUUCUCAGAGGGGUGAGGGAACCCAGAGGGUAUUUUCUCUAGGCGAUGCCUCUGCCCGUCAGGCCAGAAGGACCUGAAAUACCCAAAAGAAUGUGAGGCUGUGCCAGGGGACGCGAGUCAGGUGGGCGGCAGGCACUGGGUGCUGCCCGGGGGCGGGAGCCCUCAGGAGGCGCUCAGGAGGAAUGGAGCACCAGGUGAUGUUGGGUUUGGCAUUAGGUGGGCGCUAGGUGACAGGUGGGGACGCCCCAUCAACCGUGGGCCUUCUUGCCUGAGGAGGGCGCUCCGGGAGGGCGCCUCUGAGAAGGGGCAGUUCUGUGGAAUGUGCUGGAGAGCGCUCCGCGUCAUGGGAGAGGAGAAGGUUGCAGGGAGUUUGGGGUCAGGCGAGAAUGGAUGGCACAAAGGCUGGAAGUGGGGACGCUCAGGGGCUCCCGGCGGCCCCCGCCCCUCCCGAAGCCCGCGCCUCGCCCAGAUCCGGGUGCUCCAGAAUGCAGUGCGCCACGAAGGCCGGGUGGCUGUGCAGGUUCCUGCAUUUCUUGCAGAAAAGGAUCUCGCAGCGCGCGCAGCCCCCUCUGCGCGGCUGUUGCCGCCGCGUCUCCAGCACGCACGGCUCCUCCGGGAGGCUCCGCUUCCUGCGGGCGGGGACCUGGACGCUCAGCGCACCGCGCCGUCCCCUCCCGCCGGGGGCCCCGGCACACGUCCGUCCCGCCCGGGCCGAGGGCGCACCCUCACCUGUCGGCGAGAGCCGCCAGGCCGCCGAGCAGCGCGAAGGGGCUGAGCCAGCCCCAGAAGCCGCUGUCCGCGCGCCGCAGCAGCGCCACCUGCUGGGUGCUGGACUCCUGGCGCAGCGGGCAGUAGGACACCGAGUCCCGCUGGCCCUCGCCGCCCUCCGCGUCCUGGCACUCCGCCUCGCCCUCGGCCGCGCUCUCCUCCGGCAGCCUCUCCUCGUCCUCCUCCUCCAACCCCUCCUCGGCUUCCUCCGCCUCCUCCUCUCUGGCCCGGGGCUCCUCCGGUUCCUUCUUCCACAAAGGGGUCUUCACGCCUGCGGGCGGGCGGGGAGGAGGUCAGCGCAGGCCCGCUGUCCCCAGUGAAGAGCUCAAAUACCCUGACUGUUGCCCACAACCCGACCCCCCAAAAAGGCAGGCGCCCGAAGGACGGUGCGUAGGAGAUGCACAGGGACAGCAGGACUCCCAGAAUCCUGCAGAGUUUGCAGGAUUUCCCUGCCUGGCCGCUCCCGACUUCCCAGAUUUCUGCACUUCCUAGCUGAGGAUUCCGGGCAAGACACGUCGCUUUUGUCAAGCUCCGUUUCCUCAACUGUAAAAUAGUAAAAAGUAAUGCCUGUCUCAAGGGAGGCGGGGAAGAGAUCGCGUCUGUGUAAAGCGCCCAGGCCCGAGCUCUGCAGGCUGGAAGCAAUCAACAGGAGGUAGCCAGGAGGACUGUGAACCCGGAGGAAAUGAUGGCUCAUCACGCCUUCCUUCUAAUCUGGUGGGUACCGAUCUCUGUGUGGGCUGUCAAUAAACAUUAAGUGCACUCAUUGGAAUGUUAAUAGGUGGUGGUUUAUAUUUUGUUUUCUGGAUGGGAUUUCUUUCUUCAAAGUGGGCCCCUCGAGGAAGCCCAGCAUCACCUGUGGCGGGGUGGAGAGGCAGGUGGGCACACCGCUUCUGCAUGAUUAGCAAAAGGUACCUCCGA